GGAGGAGGCACGUGUCCUAAUGAGCUCUUUUUCAACCUGUUGAAUGGACCUGAAGCACCCUGCUGCGAGCCGCGCCAGGCCCGGUCCUAUUUAAUCCCCGUGCAUGGGCUUAGUGCAUGUGGAGCUUGGCUUAGUGUCAGGAGAGGCGAGAGACCACAUAGGACCACAUCGUAGAGUCAGUGGUCUGUCAUCGCGGGAAUAACAUAGACUGAGUGGUCUACCAUUGGGUCAUAUGUUAUAUCUGAGGUAGAGGACUUCCAAAGAGGCAAAUAUCUUGGUGUCUUGUAUUUAAAUACCUCAAAGGUAGUUGACUGACAUCUGGGCAGAUAUCUUAGAAGCAGUGGGGCAAAAAAAAAUCCAUAGAUGUAAAUAUCUAGAGUACAACAGGUUUAUUUUAGGGGCAAACAGCUCAGAAGCAGUGGUCUAACUUAGGGGCAAAUACAGUGGCGAACAUUUUAGAAGUAGUAGCUUGUAAUUAUUUUUGACAUAGUGGUCCAUCAUAGGGGCACAUUUAUCAAAGGUGUACUACGAGGACAAAGAAGUGGUGUACCUUAGAACCCAUUAUUUAGGUACCAAGCGGGCUUACUGAAGGCAAAUAUCGCAAAGACACAGCUGUCUAACAUAGGGGUAGUGCCAAGACAACUUACUUUAGAGGCAGAAAUCUCCAGAAAUUGCCUUCAACUGCACCAAGACUGAAUUGCAGAAUGGAGGAGACAUUAUUUGACUUUGAUCAAGAUAUCACAACAGACCUCGCUUUCUGGGGACAAAUGGAUCCCAAUUUCCAGUUUCAGUCCCAGCUCGAUUCUCUUCUGUUCGACUGUCAGCUUUCGCCGUGGUCCUCCUCUGGAUGCCAGUCCAUGUUCCCAGACUUCACCGACCUGGAGUGGCAGUCCCCGCGGCUGGAGGCCGGUGCUGAAGCGGACAGCUCCCCAGGGCACGAUCAGCACACCGGGGGCAAACACCCACAGCGUCGCCUAUCGAGUCACCUCCACCAGCAGCAACACCAGCACCACCACCACCAUCAUCAUCAUCAGGACCACGAGCAGCAGCAGCCGUACAAGGUGCAGCGGCACGCAGCCAACAUCCGCGAGCGAAAACGCAUGCUCAGCAUCAACUCGGCCUUCGAGCAACUGCGGUGCCACGUGCCCACGUUCCCGUACGAAAAGCGCCUCUCUAAGAUCGACACGCUGAGGCUCGCCAUCGCCUACAUCGCGCUGCUGAGGGAGAUCCUGAUGUCCGGCUGUGACCCCAAGUCCUACGUAGACGAAUGUAUGAAAAACGGCUACAAAAACCAGACCAGCGCAAUCUGGAACACCAGCGAUCUGACAGCUCGCCUUUCUUGGAUAAAGUGGGAUUAGCUUGCAGGGUGGAUUCAGCUUGGCUGAAGAGAGAGAUCCUGUCUCCACCUCAGCAGUGGCUUGGCAUCGGGGCAGACUGACAUCUGCAGACUUCUCACCAUGGAACAGCCCCUCCACUCAGAGCUGGGCACACAGGAUGCUUUUUAUAUUCUAAUGGGAUGUGGGUGAGAGAAUGAGGCCUUGUGUUUUGCUGUGUUUUGCUGGUGAAUGAGACCAUGUUGAGGCCUCACUGGAGCAAAACAUGCCACUUAUCUGUGUUGGAGAUGAGAGGAACUGCUGAGGAACUGAUUGGGGUGCCUGUUUAAAUGUUUUGUAUGUGCAUCUUUGGUAGUGCAAGCUGAAAUGUGUGCCUACCAUCAUGUUUGUAUUUAGAGCUGUAUUGUUUUGCACUGUUGAUACUGAUUGUGGCUUUAACUUUAAUAUAUUGGUGUAUUUAUUUGUUUAAUUAUUUAUGCUAAAAAUAUGUGUUAUUUAUUAUGUAUUUCUGUAUUUAAAUUAAACUCAUCUUUUGCAUUUUUGCUUAAACCCUAA
This is a messenger RNA of Astyanax mexicanus (Mexican tetra), 1889 nucleotides long. RefSeq names its product neurogenic differentiation factor 1. Lineage: Eukaryota; Metazoa; Chordata; Actinopteri; Characiformes; Acestrorhamphidae. The coding region runs from base 705 to 1358 and encodes 217 amino acids. The record is from RefSeq and is a predicted model, not a curated record. Gene Ontology annotation, biological process: regulation of transcription by RNA polymerase II; developmental process. The transcript is spliced from 2 exons. Gene Ontology annotation, molecular function: protein dimerization activity; RNA polymerase II transcription regulatory region sequence-specific DNA binding; DNA-binding transcription factor activity, RNA polymerase II-specific.